Molecule: messenger RNA, 1092 nt
Organism: Lodderomyces pseudojiufengensis
Lineage: Eukaryota; Fungi; Ascomycota; Pichiomycetes; Serinales; Debaryomycetaceae
Gene: DAO1
Product: Dao1p
Exons: 1
Coding region: 1-1092 (363 amino acids)
Molecular function (GO): FAD binding; D-amino-acid oxidase activity
Source: RefSeq, a predicted model, not a curated record
AUGACUCAAAUAAUAGUACUUGGUGCAGGAGUUGUUGGAUUAACGACAGCAAUAGAAUUAAAAAAAUGGAAUCCUAAUUUAAAUAUAACAAUAGUUGCACAACAUUUCCCAGGAGAUUUUGAUAAUCAAUUUUAUACAUCACCUUACGCUGGAGCUAAUUGGCAAUCAUUUGCAAGUAAUGAAGAUAUAAAUUUACAAAAUUUAGAUAAACCAUCAUAUAAAAAAUUUAUACAGUUAGCUAAAAAUGAUCCUGAAAGAUCUGGAAUAUGGAUUAAAGAUAAUAUUACAUAUUAUACAAAUUAUAAAAUAAGUGAAACAAAAGGGAAUAUGUCAGAAUUUAUACCUUGGUAUAGAAAUUUUGUUGAAGAUUUUAAAAUAAUAGAUGAAGACAAAAUUAAAUUUAAAGAUAUUGGAUUUGGAACAUCUUUCAAAGGAGUUGUUAUAUCAGUACCUAUAUAUUUAAAUUAUCUUAUACAACAAAAUAAAGAAUUAGGUAAUAAAUUUAAAAAGGCUAAGAUAGAUAAUAUAGAUGAAUUGAAAAAUUUUAAUGGGAUAAAAACAGAUUAUGUUAUAAAUUCAGCUGGAUUACAAGCAACAAAAAUAAAGGGAAUUACUGAUAAAAAACUAACGUUUCCAGUAAAAGGUCAAACAUUAUUAGUGAAAAACAAUACAAAAUCAGUUUUAGCAGUUGAAGGAUUUCCAGGCACAUCAGAUGAAAUGUUAUAUAUAAUGCCAAGAAAAGAAGGUGGUUCAAUAAUUGGAGGAUGUUUUAAACCAGGAGAUAAUUCAUCAAAAAUAGAUGAAGAAUUAACAUCAAGAUUAAUUAGAAGAGCUAUAAAUUAUUCACCAGAAAUAAUUGAUCCUAAAUAUAAAAAUAAUCCUUCAAAAAUUGAAAUUAUAAAAACCAAUAUUGGUUUUAGACCUUUUAGAGAAGAUGGUGUAAGAAUAGAAAAAGAUCCAAAAUAUAAUUGGUUAAUUCAUAAUUAUGGAGCAGGUGGUGGUGGAUAUCAAGGAAGUUUUGGAUUUGCUCAAAAAGUUGUUGAUAUUUUGAAAAAUGAACUUAGUAAAUCAAAAUCAAAAUCAAAAUUAUAA